Arachis duranensis is the source of this 699-nucleotide messenger RNA. Its product is annotated as dirigent protein 23. Bases 29 to 604 code for a protein of 191 amino acids. The transcript has a single exon. NCBI's taxonomy places the organism in Eukaryota, Viridiplantae, Streptophyta, Magnoliopsida, Fabales, Fabaceae. The record is from RefSeq and is a predicted model, not a curated record.
CAUCACUACUUCACUUCAAAAUUUAGCAAUGUCUCACUCUCAUACUCUUAGAUUCUUGUUCCUCUUCUUCUGUCUCAUCCAUGCACCACUCUUCUCAUCAUCAUCACAACAAGAACAAGAACAACAACCUCACAUAAUGUUACCCUCCCAACCAACACAGAAAAAACUCACGACACUGCACUUCUACUACCACGACAUCCUCGAAGGAGAGAACCCCACCGUGGUCCAAAUCAUUGACCCUUCAAACACCCCCAACAGUCUCGGAACCACGUUCAUGAUGGACAAUGCACUAACCGAAGGUCCAGAGCUGAGUUCAAAGCAAGUUGGAAGAGCUCAAGGGAUGUUCGGUUUGGCUUCCAUACAAGACCGUGGAAUGGUUAUGCUCAUCAACUUCGCUUUCUCCGAAGAAGGGGAAUACAAAGGCAGCACUCUUAGCAUGCUUGGUCGGAACCCUGUUAUGGACACCGUUCGAGAAAUGCCUAUUGUUGGAGGCACUCGCCUCUUUCGCUUUGCUUCUGGUUUUGCUAUUGCUAAGAGCCUCUGGAGUAUUUCAACGGAACAACAUUUUGUCGUUGAAUACAACAUUACUAUUUCUCUUCCAUAAGUUAGUUUACCGUAUCCAAUUAUGUAAUGUCACAUCACUAAAUCUUUUAUAUUCAUCACUUGAACAAAAAGAACAGAUAUGAUUGCCGUGUAAAA